Messenger RNA from Aspergillus puulaauensis, 1395 nucleotides. RefSeq names its product putative TRAF-like signal transducer. Lineage: Eukaryota; Fungi; Ascomycota; Eurotiomycetes; Eurotiales; Aspergillaceae. The transcript has 2 exons. Gene Ontology annotation, molecular function: zinc ion binding. The record is from RefSeq and is a predicted model, not a curated record. The coding region runs from base 1 to 1395 and encodes 464 amino acids.
AUGAAACUCGACCAGUUUCUCGCCAUGGAGGUUGGUGGCGACCCCGACGAGGUCCUUGACCUGCGCGGGCUUGAGUACGUCUCUAGUUAUGACGAUCAUCUCAUGUGUCCAAUCUGCCACUGCCCUUUUGUUCGACCAGUACGCCUUGGAUGUGACCAUGUAUUUUGUCAGACAUGCCUGAAUAUUGCUAUCCACAGUUUCGCCGCUGGGCGAGAGGACUUCACCUUCGGUGGGCAUGGGGAGGGCUUUACCUGUCCCACGUGCCGCACUCCUACUCGCGAUGUCUACCUCAAUGUUCCCCGACUCUUAACCAACAUGUGCGAUGACCUGCCGGUGCGAUGUCCGUAUUCGAAUGAAGGGUGCGAGGAGAUUGUUCCGAGGGGCCAUAUCCAGACCCAUGCAGACAAGUACUGUGGGCAUAAGUUGAUGAGCUGCCCUAGCCCUGAUUGUGACCAAAAGACUCGGAAGAAGGACAUCAGCCCGGAGAAGAAAUGCCUGCACGAGUUACACAAAUGUCUGCGUUGUGAGAAAGACAUCAUGGAGCAGGACUACGAGGAACACGUAAAAGAACUAUGCCCAAGUCUCCAAACAACUUGCCCCGAUUGCCAGGCCACCGUUUUCCGAAAAGCCCUCCGGGAACACAUCGACACUUGCCCUGAAGCGAUCCACCCAUGUGCCGCAUCCAAGUUCGGAUGUCCCAUCAAGAUGAAGCGUGCAGAAUUGAGCACCCACGAGCAAAGUUGUUCCCUCAUUGCAAUAGGACCGUACCUCGAAGCUCAGAACUCCCGGCUUGAUUCCAUGGAGCUAACGGUCCGUCAUCUUCAACAACGCAAUGAAAUUCUGGAUGACGGCCUCUCCUCUAUCCGCUCAACCCUCGUUGAAUCAUCCCGCGCCUUCUCCACCCACAACAACAGUAACAAUACCAACGACCCAGAAUACCUUGGGGACAGUUUCCCGUCAUCCAUCGCCGCCCCUUCCUCAUCAAACGCUUCCAGGCCAGGACCAUCCCAAACCGACGCCGACGCAUCCACCAACCCUCUCACAAACGCAACAACCUACCUUCUCUCCCUCCACGAAUCCCUCCGCGAAGAGGUUGCCCAGCUUUCCCAUGCGAUAACAGACCUUGAUGCCCGCGCAAGUAUGGCAAUUAUGAACGAGUGUCUCCGACUCAAGGAAGACAUGGCGCACACAAAUGCCGCCGUUAGCAGUGUCCGCAUGCAGGUGCAGUGGCUUAUGAAUCCACGGCUACACCAAGGACAGCGAACGCAAAAUGGCAGCGAUUCGAGGACCGGGCCUGGAACGCCCGGGGCUGCGGCGGGUCCAAGUAAUAAUACCCCCGGGUUGCUGAGGCCGAGGAGGUUGAGCGACACGGGGAGGGAGGGGACGAAAUUGUAA